GCUGGCAGAAUGCUACUAGUCUCUAGUAGCUACUGGUGCAAUCUGAUUCCAAGGCCAUCUCGCAUCUUCGAUCUCAAAGUGAAAUAUCAUCAUCAUGUCGGGAGCUCUGUUUCCCAGUCUGGUGUCGGGGUCCCGCGGCUCCUCUAGCAAAUUCCUGGUUGAGUUUCGGGCCGGGAAGAUGACCAUGAAGGGUAGCACGGUGACUCCAGACAAGCGCAAGGGACAAGUCUAUGUUCAGCAAACCGACGACUCCCUCAUUCAUUUCUGUUGGAAGGAUCGGACCUCUGGAAACGUGGACGAUGACCUGAUCAUCUUCCCAGAUGAUUGUGAGUUCAAGAGAGUGAACCAGUGCACUACUGGUCGGGUGUUUGUACUGAAGUUCAAGGCUGGCUCCAAGAGGCUGUUCUUCUGGAUGCAGGAGCCCAAAACUGAAAAGGAUGAGGAGUACUGUCGUAAAGUGAAUGAGUAUCUGAACAACCCUCCCAUGCCUGGGGCCCUUGGCAGUGGAGGCAACAGCGGGCAUGAACUGUCUGCUCUGGGGGGUGAGGGUGGACUGCAGAGUCUGCUCGGUAACAUGAGUCACAACCAGCUCAUGCAGCUCAUUGGACCAACUGGACUAGGUGGUCUUGGAGGUCUUGGGGCUCUGGCUGGACCAGGCCUGGCCAGCCUGCUCAGUAGUGGAGGUCCUGCAGCCGGCAACUCCUCUUCAAGUCCAUCUCAAUCUCCUGCUGUCACCCCCACCUCUACCUCGGCUGCCACCCGGCUGGGCUCCUCCCAGGUGCCAACCACACCCAUCACCCCGUCUGCCACCAGUGCAGCGUCACCCAUGGCCUCACCUACCAUCCCGGUUGCCCCCUCCAUCGCAGCUGGGGCAGCCAGCCCCACCCAGCCCAUCCAGCUGAGUGACCUGCAGAGUAUCCUAGCAACCAUGAACGUACCUGCGGCUGGGCAGGGAGUGGACCUGGCCAGUGUUGUGACCCCUGAGAUCAUGGCUCCUAUUCUGGCCAAUGCUGAGGUCCAGGAGAGGCUGCUGCCCUUUCUGCCGUCAGGAGAGUCCCUGCCUCAGAGCACCGACGAGCUCCACAACACACUCACCUCUCCACAGUUUCAGCAGGCCAUGAGUCUGUUCAGCAGUGCCCUGGCGUCGGGGCAGUUGGGGCCUUUAAUGAACCAGUUUGGUCUGCCAACAGAAGCUGUGGACGCAGCUAACAAAGGAGACGUUGAGGCUUUUGCUAAAGCCAUGGAGACAGACAGCAAGUCUGACCAUGAGGAUGACGCCAAAGACAAAAAGGAUGAAGAUAUGAGUUUGGAUUAGGACCCUCUGUUAGUUCUGUUUAACUUAAUGUAUUUUAUUUAAAUUAUUUACUGGUUGUGAUGUUGUUCAGAGCACUGAAGCUGUGGACCAUUUACCUCUGUACAUGUACUCAGAAUAGAGAUAUUUUUUAAAAAAUAAGAAAAAAAGGCACGUAA
Molecule: messenger RNA, 1470 nt
Organism: Salvelinus namaycush (lake trout)
Lineage: Eukaryota; Metazoa; Chordata; Actinopteri; Salmoniformes; Salmonidae
Product: proteasomal ubiquitin receptor ADRM1-like
Exons: 10
Coding region: 95-1315 (406 amino acids)
Biological process (GO): ubiquitin-dependent protein catabolic process
Cellular component (GO): cytoplasm; nucleus; proteasome regulatory particle, lid subcomplex
Molecular function (GO): endopeptidase activator activity; ubiquitin binding; proteasome binding
Source: RefSeq, a predicted model, not a curated record